AUGGCUACCAACUCUGGCCGCGGCAACCCUAUUGCCACCUCCGACGGUCCCAAUGUCGACAACCAGGCCCCACCUCCCGUCUCAGAAGAUGCGAAGGCUACUAUCCAGACGACAUCUACCAGCGGUGCCACGGGAACCCAUGCUGCCGGCCAGGAUGCCGGUGCAGCGUCAAUGGAGGGCACAGGCAAGGUGAAGUCCGCCAAGGAGCUCCAGAAGAAGCGCGAGAAGGCCGAGAAGCUCGCAAAGUUCCAGGCUAAGAAGGCUGCUAAACAAGCAGCGCCCGCCGAAGCUCCCACCAAGCAGAAAGAGAAGAAGGUCAAGGCUGCCGAGGAGACCAUGCCGAAGUUUGUUGAGGACACGCCCCUCGGACAGAAGAAACGGCUCAAGUCCUUGGACGAUCCUCACUACAAGGCCUACAACCCUGUUGCUGUCGAGAGUGCAUGGUACGAAUGGUGGGAGAAGGAAGGCUUUUUCAAGCCCGAGUUCACCGAGACCGGCGAUGUGAAGCCCAAAGGUGCCUUCACGGUCGUCAUACCUCCCCCGAACUGCACAGGCAGCUUGCACAUGGGUCACGCCCUUGGCAACAGUCUGGAAGACAUCAUGAGCAGAUGGCAGCGAAUGCUUGGCAAGACCACCUUGUUCCUUCCUGGCUGCGACCACGCCGGUAUUGCCACUCAGAGUGUCGUGGAGAAAAUGCUUUGGAGGAGAAAACAGCAGACUCGCCAUGAUCUUGGCAGAGAGAAGUUCCUCGACCUCGUCUGGGAAUGGAAGCAGGAGUACCACGACAAAAUCAACAAUGCGGAGCGGAAAAUGGGUAUUUCCGCGGAUUGGUCAAGAGAGGCCUUCACCAUGGACAAGAACUUGUCCGCGGCCGUCGCUGAGAAUUUCGUGCGCCUUCACGAGGAGGGGAUCAUCUACAGAGCCAACCGACUUGUCAACUGGGACUGCACUUUGACUACCGCCUUGUCAAACUUGGAAGUUGACCAGAAGGAGCUCGCCGGCAGGACUCUUCUAGAUGUACCAGGUUAUGACAAGAAAGUCGAGUUUGGUGUCAUUGUUCAUUUCAAGUAUCCCAUCGAGGGCUCAGACGAAACAAUUGAGGUGGCUACGACCCGUAUUGAGACGAUGCUCGGAGACACUGGCAUUGCCGUCAACCCCAAGGACAGCCGGUAUACCAAGUUCGUUGGCAAGUUCGCCACUCAUCCCUUCAUUGAGGGCCGCCGACUGCCCAUCGUCGCUGAUGAGUAUGUCGACAUUGAGUUCGGUACCGGAGCUGUGAAGUUGACACCUGGACACGACCCUAACGAUUUCAACCUGGGCAAGGCUCACAACUUGGAGUUCAUCAACAUCUUCACCGACGACGGCCUUCUGAACGAGAACGCUGGCCCAUACGCCGGCCAGAGGCGUUUUGAUGUACGGUACUCAAUCCAAGAUGCCCUAAAGGAGAAGGGGCUGUACGUCGACAAGAAGGACAACCCGAUGAAGGUGCCUCUCUCUGAGCGGUCGAAGGAUGUCAUCGAACCGAUUAUGAAGCCGCAAUGGUGGAUGUCCAUGCGAAGUAUGGCUGAUGAGGCCGUCAAAUGUGUCCAGAACAAUGAAAUCAAGAUCCGCCCAGAGUCGGCCGAGAAGAGCUUCUACAGAUGGAUGGAGAACAUUCAAGAUUGGUGCAUCUCAAGACAGCUGUGGUGGGGACACCAAUGCCCCGUCUGGUUUGCCAAGGUUGAGGGCGAGGAGCAGGACACAUCGAAUAACGACCGAUGGUUCAGUGGCAGGACGCCAGAGGAAGCAGAGGCGAAGGCUAAGAAGGUUCUGGCUGGCAAGAAAUACACGCUCGAGCGCGAUCCUGACGUCUUGGACACCUGGUUUAGCAGCGGUCUUUGGCCCUUCUCAACCUUGGGUUGGCCGAAUGCCGAAGCAGAAGACUUCAAGAAAUUGUAUCCCACGUCUAUCCUUGAGACUGGCUGGGACAUUCUCUUCUUCUGGGUCGCUCGAAUGAUCAUGCUUGGCAAGAAGAUGACAGGAGAUGUGCCUUUCAGGGAGGUCUACUGCCACAGCUUGAUCCGUGACAGUGAUGGCCGAAAGAUGAGCAAGAGCUUGGGCAACGUCAUCGAUCCACUUGACGUGAUCAGUGGUAUUGAUCUCGAGGCCCUCCACGCCAAGCUUCUCACAGGCAAUCUCGCCCCAACAGAGGUGAAGAAGGCCACCGCUUACCAGAAAAAGGCCUUCCCUAAAGGCAUACCCGAAUGUGGUGCAGAUGCCUUGAGGAUGUGCCUUGCAGCUUACACAACUGGUGGUGGCGACAUCAACUUUGACGUGCAGGUUAUGCAGAUGUACCGAAGAUUCGCCAACAAGAUGUACCAAGCAACGAAGUAUGUCAUCGGCAAAAUCGACACGGUCGAAGGAUUUGUUCCCGCAAAGACAAGGACGCUGCAGGGCAAAGAGUCUCUAUCCGAGCUCUGGAUCCUGAGCAAGAUGAACGCAGCCUCAAAGACAAUCAACGAAGCCCUGGAGGAGCGUGAGUUCAUGAAGGCUGCCAACGCGGUAUAUCACUACAUCUACGCCAACCUCUGCGACGUUUACAUCGAGAACUCGAAAGGCUUGAUUCAAGAUGGCACGAAGGAACAGGCUGAGUCCGCUCUGCAAACCCUGUACUCCUCUCUGGAGGCCGGCCUGCUGUUGAUACACCCCUUCAUGCCCUUUGUGACUGAGGAGCUGUGGCAACGCCUGCCAAGGCGUCCCGAUGACAAGACCAAGUCUGUCAUGCUUGCCGAGUACCCCGUCCACCAACCAGAGCUGGACCAGCCGGCCGCCGAGAAGGCCUACGAGCUGGUCCUGAACAGCUCCAGCGGCAUCCGCUCCCUCAUGUCCGAGAACGCCCUCAAGGAGGACGCCCAGAUCUUCAUCCAGACCUACGACGCCGAGUCGCACAGGAUUGCCACAGAGCAGGUUGGCAGCAUCAAGUCGCUCUCAGGCAAGGGCGUCGGCAGCAUCACCAUCGUCGGGUCCGACGAGCCCCGCCCCGCCGGCUGCGUUGCCUACCCGAUUGGUGCGAGCGCGGCCGUCUUCCUACACAUCAAGGGCCGUGUGGACCUAGACGAGGCGAUCCAGAGCGCGGCCAAGAAGCUGGAGAGGAAGAAGGGCGACGCUGACAAGCAGCGCAAGCUAGUUAACGACCCGGCCUACGCCGAGAAGGUGGCCGUCGCGACGCAGGAGGCGGACAAGCAGAAGCUGAGGGAUAUGGAGGGUGAGCUGAAGGGCUUCGAAACCACGAUCGAGCAGCUGAAGCAGUUGAAGCUGGAGUGA
Messenger RNA from Diaporthe citri, 3303 nucleotides. RefSeq lists its product as uncharacterized. Lineage: Eukaryota; Fungi; Ascomycota; Sordariomycetes; Diaporthales; Diaporthaceae. Bases 1 to 3303 code for a protein of 1100 amino acids. The record is from RefSeq and is a predicted model, not a curated record. Gene Ontology annotation, molecular function: aminoacyl-tRNA deacylase activity; valine-tRNA ligase activity; ATP binding. The transcript has 4 exons. Gene Ontology annotation, cellular component: cytosol. Gene Ontology annotation, biological process: valyl-tRNA aminoacylation.